Molecule: messenger RNA, 1731 nt
Organism: Geodia barretti
Lineage: Eukaryota; Metazoa; Porifera; Demospongiae; Tetractinellida; Geodiidae
Source: the annotation of a GenBank genome assembly
AUGGUUGACUUACAGGGGAAGGUGGCUUUAAUCACCGGUUCAUCGCGCGGGAUUGGGCGUGGGUGUGCGAUUGAGAUGGCGACGUGCGGUGCCGAUAUUGUCAUCAACUAUCGAACCCAUCCCGAUGAAGCGGAAGAGGUCGCUGAAAUCGUCCGAGGACUAGGGCGUAAUGCCAUACUCCAAGUCGCUGCACGCCACAUGGCAGAACGCGGCGAAGGUGGAAAGAUCUUGAUCAUCAGCUCCGUCCACGCCUUUAUUCCCUUUGCACGUUCUGUUGCGUACAAUACCGCGAAGGCGGGCAUCAACCACAUGGGAUACACAAUGGCGACAGAACUCACCGAGCAUCGUAUCAACGUCAACGUCAUUGAACCGGGGUGGACUGACACACCGGGUGAGCGGAACUUUGCAACGGAGGAAGAACUGAGAGAGGGUGGCAAAAAACUACCGUGGGGCAGACUGGGAACGAUUGAGGACAUCGGAAAAGCGGCGGCGUUUCUCUGUUCCGAUGCGGCGGACUAUAUUACCGGUGCCUGUUUGCGGGUGGAUGGAGGCUUCUGGCUGCCGAGCCAGAACGAAGAUAUGCGCGUGCCUUUCCGCGAAAUUUCGCUCCAUCCCACGCAGUCAUUUAACGGUGAAAUGGAAACCAAUGAACCGCUGCGUGUUUAUGACACAAGCGGACCGUGGGGAGAUGAUGUACAAUCAUGUGAUAGCGAGCAGGGACUAACCCCGUUGCGAGCGGAUUGGAUUCAAGCGCGCGGCGAUACUGAAGAAUAUGAGGGGCGCGAUGUCCAACCACAAGAUAACGGUUAUCUGACCCGCGGUCACGAACAGUACGCCAGCCGGCAUGAAAAACAGAAAGGUCGUUUGGAAUACUUUCCGGGGCUAGGAAAAAAACCGCUUCGCGCAAAGGCAGGCGGAUGUGUCACCCAGAUGCACUAUGCCAGACGAGGGAUUGUUACACCAGAGAUGGAGUUUAUCGCCAUCCGUGAGAAUUUGGGAAGGGCUGAAGCGUAUGAGGCACUCAUGGACGCAAACGAUGCCGCUCAAAUUGCCGAAUUGGAAACGUUGGGCGAACUCACGAAGAUCGCUUGGGAAUCAGACUGUCAGGUAAUGAUUGAGGGUCCUGGACACGUACCGAUGCAGCUGAUUAAAGAGAAUAUGGAUCUGGAGCUCAAGCACUGUUAUGAUGCGCCAUUCUACACCCUCGGUCCACUGACAACCGAUAUAGCCCCCGGCUAUGACCAUAUCACCAGCGCAAUCGGCGCAGCGAUGAUUGGUUGGUUCGGUUGUGCGAUGCUCUGUUACGUUACACCGAAAGAGCAUCUGGGACUGCCGAAUAAAAAGGAUGUUAAAGAUGGCGUCAUGGCCUACAAGAUUGCGGCGCACGCUGCAGAUCUCGCUAAGGGGCAUCCCGGUGCCCAAGAGCGCGAUAAUGUCGUCUCAAAGGCGCGUUUUGAGUUCCGGUGGGAAGAUCAGUUCAAUCUGAGCCUCGAUCCGGAAACCGCUCGUGAAUUCCACGACGAAACCCUGCCGCAAGAGGGCGCGAAACAAGCACACUUCUGCUCGAUGUGCGGUCCGCAUUUCUGCUCCAUGAAGAUCACGGAAGAUGUCCGUCGGUAUGCGCGGGAAAAGGGUGUCACCGAUGAGGACGCACUCCGACUAGGCAUGGCUGAAAAGAGCGAUGAGUUCAAGGAGUCGGGUUCAAAGGUAUACUCCUCCGCUGCGGAUUAA